AUGGUUUCACGUGCACCGUCUUUCAGCGUGCCUAACGCAGUAGGAGUUCCGCAGGUUGACGAUAUCGCCCUGUUUUUAUGUGGCCGCGCGAUUGCGGCGGAGUGGCCCAAAGUAUCUGCUGCAAAUGCAUCGGCAGCGGAGGCACUGGCUGCAUGGUACCUCACGAAGGUGGCGCAGAUGCAUGAGCGUCCAACCACAGACACCAAAGGGGCAUCGAACCUCGGCAUGGAAGAACGGUCACCCGUAAGGGAGGCGGAAUACUACCAAACUAACGAAGCGAAUUUUUCCGAUGCGUUCGAAGCUCUGUCACGCCCUGCUGGUGAGAUCGACGCACUCGUAACACAAAAACUAGACAGGGAAGAUCAUCAACGCGGGUGGGGUCUUUCAAAGAAUCUUUUAGAUGGUUUUGCAAAGACAUCGGGUCUCUUAUUAACUGAGAAAGAUAUCAUGGCCAUUGAUGAUGAAAUGAAAAGGAGCUUCAGGUGCUUUGAAGAGUUACUUGACAUUUGCCUCCACUUUGGAGAAACGACCCAUUGCAACAAUUUUAUAUACCAUAUCAUCUGUUUCAACAUCGAUAACACAGCGCUGUCUAGCCACACCACCCAAAUGCUUUGGAACGAAAUGGGCAUUGAUGAUCGCGCUGCCGUUAUACUCCCUGUGCUGUCAAGACUUUUUAGUGUGUGCGACGAAUUAGGUUCUCAGCAUGCUGCAGGAAGUAUCACACAUUCCUUUAUUGUGUGGUUAGGCGUGAGUUGGAACUGUGCAUCAUUUAGUUGGCAGACCCAUGUUUCCCGGGUGACUGGCUGUCUACUCGCAGAGCUGGAAAAGAAAUUAAUACUUGUGAGAAAAGAUCCUGCUGCGCUAACGGCUGGUUUGCGUGACGACUCCACACCGCAUGCACGUAGAGGCUCGAGGGCGAAGCCAUCGCAGAAGGCUUUUGGAGUAUCUGGAAGCAAUCGACAGUUAAAUAUCGUCAGCAUGCACAAGGCAAUGCGUCGCAUCUGUGAGGGGCGUACUCUAGAUUCAAAGGGUUUGCUCGAGGCACUUGUGGAGAGCGGAUCUGGCGCUGCACUACCUUUGCGUGACUACAACAAUGUUUUAGAAUAUAUUUUUAGUGAACAGGCUCAUGGUGGAGCCGUGGGCACUCAGGAAUCGCAACAACAGCAGUGGCACCACUCGAUUCUUUCUAAUAUAAUGAAUGGUGUGCUCCUAUACUCACAGUUUUACCUCUCUGUGAGGUCGCUCGAGGCCUCACUACGUUGCGCACAGAUGGGAGUUCUAGUGGGUCAUCAGUGGCGUUCCAGCGAGCUUCUCACCAUAGCGCAUUACAACAGUUUUCUUGUGCAUGUUGCAUGCCAAGACACUCCGGCCGCUGCUGGUGACAUCGCUAUUAUGCUCCAACUUGCUGAUGCAGCCACGCGGAGAGACGGGAAUGCGGAAACAGACGUCAAUGCUCCGCGAUUCCGCGCUGGGUGCUUAGGUUACAUGGGUGCGGCUCUGUUACUUCUGAUAUCCCCUGGAACUGUAGACACAUCACUUCGGUCCAUUAUAAUCACUGGCAUCGUGGCAGGGGUUCGCCCAACGUCAGAAACUGCAGGUGGUGCUGGAAACAUGCGUUGUGGAGGCAGUGGUAGCGUUAGUAGUAAUGCAAACGCCUUGCUUUGCACAGCCGCGGAGGCUGCGACAGGUGGUGGUUCUGUUGUGGUUCAGACAACAGCACAGACAGUACGCCACGCCUUAUGGCUAUCCGAAAUGGAGGCCUUCCUUGAUCCUUCGUCGACCGUUUCGACAGAGGUUAUUACAUCUGUUGCAAGGGCGACAUUGAUGCUGAUUGCCGGUCACUACGGCGUUUGCACGUGCACGAAACCAAUAGACAGCGACUCCCUCGCCCAGCAGUUGAGUCUAAUCGAGGAAUCCACACUUGACUCUACUAACAAUGUACCCGAGCCCUCAGAGCUCCUCCUCCGUGAGACCAUGCGACUGACGGCGCACCACGCUCUAGCCGUUCAAGUUGGCACAGCAGAGGCGCCAUCCGGCGCCGGUCCCUUUAGGAUCCUGCACACGUAUUUAACAGCCGUGGAGAAACACUACGGCGCGAGCGGGCUGGCCGCAGUGGAGCAGAACUUCUUUUUUGUCUCUACUUACCGUUUCUUAUGUGCCAUGUGGUUACGCACGUGUGGUUACUUGAAGUCGGCUUAUCAAGAGCUCACUCGGCUGGUAGAAAGCAUGCUCUUCUACAGUCGCUGUGGAUCCGAUUCUCACAACGAAAAUGUGUCAACACCGGCACCAACUACCAGGAAGGCGUCCACGCAGCCAAACUUGCAUACAAACGCAGACCUGCUUGGAGUUGACGAGCAUUUGUUGGGCGAAAGUCCAGUGAAAAUGGCUGGUUCCACCGUCAAGGAGGAGGAAACGCUGCAGUUUUGGCCGCCAGAUCAUCUCCUCCUUUGGCAACAUGUGCAGUUUGAACGAGCGCAACUGGCUCACUAUCUUGGGUACUCUUGUGUGAUUCUUGAAAUAAGUGAAACGCUACGGCGUGUUAGUGCGGCGAGUCACUUCGUUAUGGGUGUAUUGUAUGCCGACUUAAUUGCCGCAAUGACAUGGACGCAGCGGAAGAAUUACUUUGGUGCUCUCCAGGCGCUAGAAAAGAUAGAAAGCAACGCCGAGAGUAUCGGACUGACGCUCGUGCAAACCCAUGCUCGAGUGCGACGGGUUUCCAUUCUUCUUGCCUGUAGCCGUUGGCAGGAAGCACUCGAUACGCUUCGUGUCAUGCAACCCAUUCCUUCCCUGCUGGAGCAUUGGUACCUCCUCACUCACUUGCACGCACAAAGUGAAGUGUUGAUGGCGUGUCCCGACGCAACGGAGGGAGAUCUUGCAACUGUUGUGGACCGGCAUAUACAAGAGAUGGAGAUGUGUGGAUCUUUUGUGGACGUAACGGGAAAAGAGGAUUCUGUAGGUAUUACAUUGCUCGAUAAAAUGUGCCUUUAUGCUUGCAUCGAUCGACACUCUGCGGCACUCCCCGGGCGGGGGCGGCAAUCUUGGGAUGAAUGUUUAAAUGUACUGGCACGGGAACUGCAGCAACGUCAGUUGCAAGAGGGGAAGUGGCAAGUGCUGUGGAACAUGCCCAUGCGGAAUGUCUGCAAUGAGGUGCUUUCGAAUGCAUUACUUAAGAGGGUGCUGAAAACAUCCUAA
Trypanosoma brucei brucei TREU927 is the source of this 3192-nucleotide messenger RNA. RefSeq lists its product as hypothetical. The record is from RefSeq and is a predicted model, not a curated record. Bases 1 to 3192 code for a protein of 1063 amino acids. NCBI's taxonomy places the organism in Eukaryota, Euglenozoa, Kinetoplastea, Trypanosomatida, Trypanosomatidae. The transcript has a single exon.